GAAUAUUUCGGAGGAUUACUUUCGUUUUAAACAAUAAAAUGUGGAUGAAGAUAGCUCUUAUAACUUGCCUUUUGGUUCUCAUCUCUCCUGGAAGUAGAGGGAUAACUGUGCCAUCUUGCUGUCCAGAAAGCCAGAGUCCAUCUGGAGGACCAAGUCAAAACACAGGAGCUGUAGUUUGUUACUUCCGCCGGACUUCGCUAACAUUGGAAUGUAUCAAGGGUAGCUCAAGGCACACCUGUACAAUUGUACGAGCCAGUGCUUCAUCCGAGUAUGAACAGCGAGGCCCAACACCUUACGGCGAGUACUUGAUCGGUAAACAUCGCUCCAGCACCACCUAUCCAGGACUGGACUGGUACAGACUCUACCCUAAGAAGGAAGACAAUUCUGGAUACUAUGGUUACUACUCCCCCAACAAAAAGGGUCGCUCUACAAUGGGUCUUCACCCCGGCAAGGUUUCUUGGGGUUGUGUCACGGUUGCUACUAUCAGCUGUAGCAGCGGUAGCUACAGCUGCUACAACAGCAAUUCGUGCUGGAGGCAGAUCAAGCGUAUUGUUAACAGUGGCAACAUGUACUACCGUGGUUCCUCUUACUCUGGUAUUCUUUACGUUGUGCCUUAAGUCAAUGUUCCAUGAUGUAGAUGACGACUAGUUUUGGAAUUAGCUUGGACUGCGUCGGUGUUUUUUAGUUGAACCAAAUGUGUCGUAGUAGAUAAUUUUAUCACCAUAGGUAUGAAAGAUUAGUAGGCUSACGCUUCGGACUCCGACGAAGGACUAACGUCCGAAACGUCAGUCUACUAUCUUUCGUACCUACGGUAAUAAAAUUAUCUACUACGACACAUUUUGUUCCAUGAUGUGAUUUUAAAUAAAAGUUAAACUUUGUUCCGAUAACAUUUAGCAUUACUAUAUUUUCUUUAUCUGUUAGAAUAAGCUAGCAUCAGUUACUUAUAUUAGUAAGAAAAAUAGGUACCUUUAGGGGGUACAUGUCAUAUACGCCUGCAUGCAGAGGCAAUAACAGGGAUAGUGUAGGUACCAAAUGUAGGCAUAGAACAGCAGGGACAUUAAUUACUUUUAAGUAGAAUUGAAAGCAUUUUAUAUAAGCUGAGUUAGAAAUGUAUGGCAAUAUGUUGAUAAUAAUAAUAAACUUGAGUAUUUCCAAUUCAA
Actinia tenebrosa (Australian red waratah sea anemone) is the source of this 1160-nucleotide messenger RNA. RefSeq lists its product as uncharacterized. The record is from RefSeq and is a predicted model, not a curated record. NCBI's taxonomy places the organism in Eukaryota, Metazoa, Cnidaria, Anthozoa, Actiniaria, Actiniidae.